AUGGCCUCCACUCAGGAGAAGGGAUGGCUUCAGCUGCACGACCCUGUGAACAAGUAUCUUCCCUACUGGACACAAGACGCCAGUGACCCCCGUUCACAGGCGCGAUUGCUGUCUAUCCAUGUGAAAACCCAAGCCCACUGCACGAGGAACUUUAGCGCCUGCGUCGAGCGCCUUUACCACUCCCUCCCGCUCCACGCAGCCCCUGGCACCGUGUGGGACUACAACGAAUUCCACAACCAGGUGGUUGCGGCUGUCUUGGAGAAGGUAACCGGCACCAACAUUCACACGCUCCUUUCAGAGGACCUGCAGUCAUGGAACAUGACCCACAGCCGCUAUCCGGACCACUUCGGGCCGGGGGGCCCUGACGUGAGCGCCGACUUGGUGACCACGGCUGUGGACUACGAGCAGUUCAUGAUGCAGUACUUCGGCGGGCGACUGCUGAAGAAUGAGACCGUCACCAUGAUGGAGCAGGACCAUAUGCCUGCAAGGUGCUCCUUGGAAUCCUGCCCGCUCGUCAUCCCGCAGGGCCACUAUGGCAUCGGAAACUGGUGGCUGUGCCCUGGCGACCUGGACCCGCUCAUCCACCGGACGAAGCUGGAGCCCAUGCCCCAGCGGUGCGUGGAGGCGCAGGUGCACUCGGACCAAGGGCUCUUUGGCUUCUGGCCCGUGUGGGACCGUCGGCUGGGCUACUGGAUGCUGCUGGCAACGCAGGGGCUGCCCCUCCUUUCCGACUUUAAGGCAGAGAUUCUUCAGACGGUGCUCAAGCCUUUCCUGGACAAGGCAGUGCAGGAGCAGCGUGGCGCCACCCUGCCAGACCUGCCGAUGCCUGACUGGGAGCAUAUUUCAGCCAAGGCAGACACAAAGGUGCUGCCGACCCUUGUAGCGUAG
Symbiodinium natans is the source of this 888-nucleotide messenger RNA. Lineage: Eukaryota; Dinophyceae; Suessiales; Symbiodiniaceae. The record is from the annotation of a GenBank genome assembly.